Molecule: messenger RNA, 3039 nt
Organism: Lodderomyces orthopsilosis Co 90-125
Lineage: Eukaryota; Fungi; Ascomycota; Pichiomycetes; Serinales; Debaryomycetaceae
Gene: UBA1
Product: E1 ubiquitin-activating protein
Exons: 1
Coding region: 1-3039 (1012 amino acids)
Biological process (GO): protein ubiquitination; DNA damage response; ubiquitin-dependent protein catabolic process
Cellular component (GO): nucleus; cytoplasm
Molecular function (GO): ubiquitin activating enzyme activity
Source: RefSeq, a predicted model, not a curated record
AUGUCUGAUAAUAUGCAAAUAGAUUCACCUUUGCAAGAGAUUGAUGAGGGAUUGUAUUCGCGUCAAUUGUAUGUGUUGGGUAAGGAAGCAAUGCUUAAGAUGCAGAAUGCCAAUGUUCUAGUCAUUGGUUUAAAUGGUUUAGGGGUUGAAAUUGCUAAAAACAUUGCACUUGCUGGAGUCAAAUCAUUGAGUUUGUAUGAUCCAAAUCCAAUUCAAAUUCAAGAUUUGUCAACGCAAUUUUUUCUUUCUGAAUCAGAUAUUGGUCAACCAAGAGAUCAAGUCAGUGCAGUUAAAUUACGCGAAUUGAAUGCAUAUGUUCCAAUUAGUGUUGUUGAUAACAUUGAGGAGGAAACUUUGUUGAAAUUUAAAUGUAUUGUUACAACCAAUAUUUCCUUGGAGGAACAAGUUAAAAUCAACCAAAUUACCCACGCUAAUGAUAUUGGGUUUAUAAAUGCCGAUGUUCGUGGUUUAUUUGGACAAAUUUUUGUUGAUUUUGGUGACAAAUUUACCAUUGUUGAUCAAACUGGUGAAGAGCCAUUAUCAGGAAUUGUUUCUGAUAUUGAGAAAAAUGGAACUGUGACAAUGUUGGAUGAAAAUAGACAUGGACUUGAAGAUGGCAAUUUUGUUAAAUUUUCAGAAGUUGAAGGGUUACCAGCAUUGAAUGAAGGUAUUUACAAAGUUGAAGUAUUGGGGCCUUAUGCAUUCAAGAUUAAAAUGGAUGGAAUUGAAGGAGAAUAUAAAAAAGGAGGUCUUUAUACUCAGGUUAAAGUCCCCAAAGAUGUUAAAUUUGAACCGUUACUUGAACAAUUGAAAAACCCCGAGUUUUUAAUAUCAGAUUUUGCCAAAUUCGAUAAACCAGCUCAAUUACAUAUAGGAUUUCAAGCUUUGCAUGCAUUCAAGACAAAGAGGCAAAGAUUACCAAAACCCUAUAACGUUGAAGAUGCCAAUGAAGCAUUUGCCUAUGCUGAACAAUUGGCUAAACAAAAUAACGUUGAGGAUAUCAACGAAUCCUAUUUAAAGGAGUUGUUUUACCAAGCUCAAGGUGAUACCCCAGGAAUGGUGGCUUUCUAUGGUGGUUUGAUUGCUCAAGAAGUUUUGAAAUGUUGUUCUUCCAAGUUCACCCCCAUUAAACAAUGGCUAUAUUUUGAUUCAUUAGAGUCGUUGCCAGGUAAAGAAGAGUAUCCUCGUGAUGAAGAAAACAACAAGCCUAUUGGUUCAAGGUAUGAUGGUCAAAUUGCCGUUUUUGGUAAGAAAUUCCAAGACAAAAUUGCGAAUUUAAAAGUUUUCCUUGUAGGUGCAGGUGCCAUUGGUUGUGAAAUGUUGAAAAAUUGGGCCAUGAUGGGAUUAGGUUCGGGACCUGAUGGUAAGAUAUUCAUCACUGAUAAUGAUUCGAUCGAGAAAUCGAACUUGAAUCGUCAAUUUUUGUUCAGACCUAAAGACGUUGGUAAAAAUAAGUCAGAUGUUGCUGCACAAGCAGUACAAGCUAUGAAUCCUGCAUUAAAAGGCAAAAUUGAAUCACGUUUGGAUAAAGUUGGACCAGAAACACAAGACAUUUUUGAUGAUGCAUUUUGGAACAAUUUGGAUUUGGUCACUAAUGCAUUGGAUAAUGUUGAAGCAAGAACCUACGUUGAUAGUCGUUGUGUAUUUUUCCAAAAGCCAUUGUUGGAAUCAGGAACUUUGGGUACAAAGGGUAAUACACAAGUUGUUGUGCCAUUCUUGACUGAAUCUUAUUCAUCAUCUCAUGAUCCGCCAGAAAAGUCAAUUCCUUUAUGUACCUUACGUUCUUUUCCAAGUAAAAUUGACCACACCAUUGCUUGGGCCAAAUCAUUAUUUCAAGGAAUUUUUGUUGACUCACCGGAAAGUGUCAAUUUAUACUUGAGUCAACCAAAUUACGUUGAACUGUCUUUGAAGCAAAAUCCCGAUAAGAAGGGAACUUUGGAGAAUAUUUCCAAGUACUUGAAUGAACGUCCUUAUAGUUUUGAAGAUUGUAUCAAAUGGGCCAGAUUAGAAUUUGAAACCAAGUUCAAUCACGAGAUUAAACAAUUGUUGUACAACUUCCCUCAUGACGCCAAAACCUCAACUGGAGAACCAUUCUGGUCUGGACCUAAGCGUGCUCCUACCCCUUUGAAAUUUGAUGUCAACAAUAAGGACCAUUUGGACUUCAUUAUUGGUGGUGCCAAUUUAUUGGCCUUUAUCUAUGGAUUAAAGGAACAAAACAAUAUUGACACUAAAGUUUUGGAAAAGAUUGAAAUUCCGGAAUUUAAACCAAAGUCAGGAGUCAAGAUAGCAGCCACUGACGCUGAGGCUGAAGAGCAAGCAAACAAUUUGUCGUCAUCAGCAGAUGACGAUGAAGUUAGAAAGAUUGCUGCAUCCUUACCUGAGCCAAGCACUUUAGCUGGAUACAGAUUGAAUCCAAUUGAAUUUGAAAAGGAUGACGAUACCAACCACCAUAUAGAGUUUAUCACCGCUGCUUCAAACUGUAGAGCAUUAAACUAUGGUAUUGAAACUGCAGAUGCUCACAAGACUAAAUUUAUUGCUGGUAAGAUUAUCCCAGCAAUUGCCACCACAACCGCAUUGGUUACUGGUUUGGUGUGUCUUGAAUUAUACAAAGUUGUUGAUAAGAAAGACGAUAUUGAACAAUACAAGAACGGAUUCAUUAAUUUGGCCUUACCAUUUAUUGGGUUUUCCGAACCUAUAAAAUCUGCUCGUGGUAAAUACGGGUCUAAAGAAUAUGAUCAAGUAUGGGAUCAAAUUAUAAUCGAUAGAGAUUUGACAUUGCAAGAGUUGAUUGACAAGUUUGCUAAUGAAGAUAAAUUGGAGAUUUCAAUUUUGUCAUAUGAUGUUGUUGUAUUGUAUGCUUCAUUCUUUCCACCUAAAAAGAAGCAAGAAAGAUUGAACUUGCCAAUUUCACAAGUGAUUAAAUUAGUCACCAAAAAGGAUAUUCCUGCUCAUGUACAUUACUUGGUUUUACAAGCAUGUUGUGAAGAUGAAGAAGGUGAAGAUGUGGAUGUUCCGCCCAUCACUGUCAAGUACAAAUAG